Messenger RNA from Cuscuta europaea, 1071 nucleotides. NCBI's taxonomy places the organism in Eukaryota, Viridiplantae, Streptophyta, Magnoliopsida, Solanales, Convolvulaceae. The record is from the annotation of a GenBank genome assembly.
GUUUCGCCCAUCACUCCACUCCGAUCCCUCUACAUACUCGAAAAAAUCAUCUCUCCCCAAUUUUCACACAUCCAUGGCCUCAUUUCGUCGCCUUUUAUCUCCCAUUCUCUGCUUUAUAUCUCUGUUUUCCCCUGUUUUACCGGCGAAAUUUACCAUAGUCAACCACUGCACCUAUACAGUUUGGCCGGGGAUUUUGUCAAACGGCGGUAGUCCGUCGGCUGAGACCACCGGAUUCGCUUUGGAAAACGGUCAAUCCCGAGACAUUACUCAACCCCGUGCUUGGGCCGGCCGGUUAUGGGGACGGUUCGAUUGCUCGGGGGAGGCUACCGCCGGGACAUUUACUUGCGAGAGCGGAGAUUGUGGCUCCGGCGCGGUGGAGUGUAACGGGAAGGGAGCACAACCGCCGGCGACAUUGGCGGAAUUUACGCUUAAUGGGGCGGACGGGCUUGACUUUUUUGACGUGAGCCUGGUUGACGGUUACAACUUACCAAUGCUUGUGGCCCCACAGGGUGGGGCCGAAGGGCCCGCGAACUGUAAGGAGACCAGUUGCGAAAUCGAUAUCAAUCGCAUUUGCCCGGCGGAGCUGCAGCUGGGGGCCACCGUCGACGGCGACCGUAAGGUGGUGGGGUGCAAGAGCGCGUGCUUAGCCUUCGGGACACCCGAAUACUGCUGCUCUGAAGAUCACGCGACUCCAGAGACCUGCCCUCCCAGCAAUUACUCUGCCAACUUCAAGAGCGCGUGCCCGAGCGCGUACAGCUAUGCUUACGACGACCAAACCAGCACCUUCACUUGCGCCGCCGCGGAUUACGUCAUUACAUUCUGCCCUGCCUCUUCCUCUUCCACCAGUCAGAGGACAUCCGGAGGACAAUCGACAAGUCCCAGCAGUGGCGGUGGCGUGUCAGCUGUAGGCUUCUAUCAUCAGCAAAUUUUUGCCCUUUUCAUCACCACCACCAUUUUAGCACUGCCAGCUUUUGAAUCGAUGCAGUUGCACUAACCACCAUUAGCUAACUAUAAUGUUAAAAACUAACAAAAGAGUCAUUUCUUAUACUCUCAUGAAAAAGAUGCAAUUUA